UUUAUUUGUCAAAAAUCAAAAUAGAAAUGACUUUAGUUCUUUUGUAAUGAAAAUAAAAUUAUAAAAUAUAUGAGCAAGAAAUAAAUUAAUUACAACAAAUUAAAUUUGUUCAGUUAUCAAGCUUCGAUUGUGUUAAAAUCCGAGUCUAGAGAUCAAGUAAAUCUUUUGCAGCCUACCCUAAUGAUUAGUCACCAUUUUCAGUUUUCAUUUGCAUGAGUAUUGUGUUUAUGUUCAACACUUACAUUAAUAAGAACUAUCGGAAUUAUCUCUUGUUUGCGAAGUCACCAGUGUGUAUUGUGUAGCUCUAAAGUCACUACUCAUUAGCAAAGAUUUAUUUAUCUACUCAUACAGCAUGAAUGUGUUAGGGGAAACUGAGGAGAAGAGAAAAGUUCCGACAAUGUUGCAGAAAUUAUUACGGUAUGAUAGCCAGGCUACAAAGAAAUUUGUGGAUAUGUCCCAUAACAUAACUGCUUUGAGAUCAUUACGCAUACAUUCAAAAUUUUUAGAGGUGUCGUGUCAUGGUAUAGUUUGGUUGGCGGGCUGGCUCAGCUUUAUUUGGUUGUUCAACAACAAAGAAUUGUAUCAAUUACAAGUCAAUGUAUUGAUUGCCCUUCUUUUAGACAUUGUAGUAAUAGCAAUCCUAAAAGCGUUUGUGAGAAGACGUCGUCCCGUUCCUAUGAAUAAACUACUUCCAGGGAAUCCUGACAAAUAUUCUUUUCCAUCCGGCCAUGCAAGUAGAGCGGCUCUGAUUGCAUUCAUUUUGAUCUGCGUAGAUCCAAUCUCAUUUAUAUUCUACCCUCCUUUAUUAGCAUGGGUAGGAGCUGUGGCUCUCUCGCGAGUGUUGGCUGAGAGACAUUACUUUUUAGAUGUCUUUGCUGGACUGGGCAUAGGAAUAUUGGAAGGGCUUUUGAUGUCUUUAAUCUGGUUCUCUCAAAGUACCGCCAUUAGUAUCAUAUCAACAUUGUCAGAUGAAAAAAAGGAUGGGGGAGAGUACCAUGUUUAGAAUAUAAUAUCAGAAUCUAUGUUCAAAAAUAAUAUUAGAUAUUUGUUUAUUAACCUUAUAGAAAUAAUAUUGUUGUAUAACUUAAUUAUUGAUUAUUCUGUUAAAGUUUACGUAAAUGAAUAAAGAGUGAGUAAAUCAA
This is a messenger RNA of Bicyclus anynana (squinting bush brown), 1142 nucleotides long. RefSeq names its product polyisoprenoid diphosphate/phosphate phosphohydrolase PLPP6. NCBI's taxonomy places the organism in Eukaryota, Metazoa, Arthropoda, Insecta, Lepidoptera, Nymphalidae. The transcript has 4 exons. The coding region runs from base 353 to 1003 and encodes 216 amino acids. Gene Ontology annotation, molecular function: sphingosine-1-phosphate phosphatase activity. The record is from RefSeq and is a predicted model, not a curated record.